Cordyceps militaris CM01 is the source of this 1698-nucleotide messenger RNA. Its product is annotated as arylsulfatase precursor. The record is from RefSeq and is a predicted model, not a curated record. The transcript is spliced from 7 exons. Gene Ontology annotation, molecular function: arylsulfatase activity; N-acetylglucosamine-6-sulfatase activity; glycosaminoglycan binding. The coding region runs from base 1 to 1698 and encodes 565 amino acids. Gene Ontology annotation, biological process: phenol-containing compound metabolic process. Lineage: Eukaryota; Fungi; Ascomycota; Sordariomycetes; Hypocreales; Cordycipitaceae.
AUGAAGUUGAUUGUACCAUCAUUGGCCGCUGUGCUGCUCGGUACUGCUGUGCAAGCAACAACUGAUGGAAAGCCCAACUUCAUCUUCAUCAUAACUGAUGAUCAGGAUCAGCAACUCGGCUCCAUCGACUUUAUGGACUCCGUGAAAAAGCACAUCAGGAACGAGGGCACCACCUUUUCCAAACAUUUCUGCACCGUCUCUCUUUGCUGCCCCUCUAGGGUUUCGCUUCUCACCGGGAAGGCGGCCCAUAAUACCAACGUCACUGACGUUGCGCCGCCCUGGGGCGGCUAUCCUAAAUUUAUUUCCCAGGGUCUGAAUGACAACUACCUCCCUAUUUGGCUCCAAGACGCUGGCUACAACACGUACUACACUGGAAAGUUGAUGAACAAUCUCGGAGUCAGAACGUACCAAAGCCCGCCCCCAAGUGGAUGGAACCGGUCUGAUUUUCUGCUCGACCCAAACACUUAUGUGUACAAUAAUGCUUACUUUACCCUCGACAACAAGAAAUGGCAAGCUUUCCCAGGAGAAUAUUCCACUGAUUUAAUUGCAAAGAGAUCUCUCGAGUUCCUUAAGGAAGGAAUUGAUACUCAGAAGCCGUUCUUUAUUGGGGUCGCCCCGAUCGCGCCACAUUCAGAAUUGACCGACACUUUCAGAGAACCUGUGCCGGCGGCUCGCCACCAGGACCUAUUUGCGGAUGCCCAGGUCCCAAGAAACAAGAAUUUCAACCCUCCUCAGCCCGGAACGGCAAGCUACUUCAAGAAUCUUCCUAGACUGAGCAAUUCGCAAGUACAAUAUCUUGACAACUUCCACAGAAGGCGCCUCCAGUCCUUGCAAGCCGUCGAUGACCUUGUUGACGACAUCUUUGAUGCCCUCCGGGACCACCCCAGUGUUCUAGCCAACACCUACAUCAUCUAUACUGCUGACAACGGAUUCCACCUUGGACAGCAUAGACUGCCCGCAGGCAAGACCUGCGGCAUUGAGGAAGAUGUGAAUGUUCCAUUCAUUAUUCGUGGCCCCGGGAUCACCAAAAACAAGACAGUCGACUACCCCACUUCGCACACCGACCUCGCACCAACUUUCCUUCAGUUGGCCGGUAUACCUCUCCGAGACGAUUUUGAUGGGCUACCCAUUCCAGUUAGGGCCGUUGAUCAGACAUCGGAUUCGAUCAAAACUGAGCAUGUAAAUAUUGAAUACUGGGGAAGGGGCAUUAUCGAAGGCACUGCGUUUAAUAACCUGAAGGAUUACUUCGGUCAAAACACGUACAAGACUCUACGGAUAGUCUCUGAAGAGUAUGAAUUCAUGUAUACCGUCUGGUGCAACGGCGACCAUGAGCUGUACAAUAUGAAGAGAGACCCCUACCAAACCACUAAUUUGUACGGCACACACUCUCAAUGCAGCCCGUAUAACAUUGCCCAGCUCACAAAACGUCUUGAUACUCUGGUCCUGACACUUAAGAACUGCAAGGCAGAUUCUUGCCGCUACCCAUGGAAGGCGAUUUUCCCCUCCGGAGAAGUAACCAACCUACAUGACGCCUUGGAUGGGAGUUACGACAAGUUCUUUGACUCGCAGCGUUGGGUUUCCUUCGAUGAAUGUACUCUUGGGUAUAUACCCGAGCUUGAAGGCCCAGCUGGCCCCAGACCAUAUCAAGAAUCUUUUCUUGCGCGAGAUGCUGAGCUACGUGACGAGCACUGGAUUUAG